Molecule: messenger RNA, 1987 nt
Organism: Stomoxys calcitrans (stable fly)
Lineage: Eukaryota; Metazoa; Arthropoda; Insecta; Diptera; Muscidae
Gene: mtDNA-helicase
Product: mitochondrial DNA helicase
Exons: 2
Coding region: 26-1885 (619 amino acids)
Biological process (GO): mitochondrial DNA replication
Cellular component (GO): mitochondrion
Molecular function (GO): single-stranded DNA binding; 5'-3' DNA helicase activity; ATP binding
Source: RefSeq, a predicted model, not a curated record
UUGUUAUGACAUUUUAACCGGCAAAAUGUCAGCGGCUUUUAGGCGCUGUUACUACUACUCCGGCUGGAGGCAGAAAAAUUCAUUUUCACUUUUAUUAAAUACACGGAAUGUUAGUAAUUCGAAGUCUCUUGCACUGGAUAACAAUGAUACGAACAAGGACCUUGGACACUAUACUGAGUUCAAAAAAGUCGUGAAAUCCCAAAAUGUAAACUACAAAGAUGGUCACACGUGUUUCCAGAUACCAUGUAAAUUGUGCGAAAAUCCUGCUCCGGAAAAAUGGGCAUAUGUCAACAAAACUACUGGCGCCUUUUUGUGUCCAAGCUGUGAUGUAAAAGUUCCUUUGUUACAAGCUAAGAAUGCCUACGAAAAGGGAAGGCGUAUUGUGAAUCAUAACAUCGAGCUUGCUAAAAUAUUUGAAACAAUGUGUGCGGACAUCGUUACGCAAGUUCCAACUAGUAUUUUGGAUGAACUCCAGAUUAGAGGCUUAAAAACGGUAGACUUUGAAAUGUUGAAUGCUGGCUAUGAUCGUCAGCUGAAUGUUAUACAGUUUCCCCUGAAGAAUGCAUCGGGUCUGUUAGUAGGUGAGAAAUUACUCUAUUUACAAAAUGGUCGAGAAGAAACUCAACAAAAUGAAAAUGACUCCGGAAUGUUGAUAUAUGGGCCAAGUGAUAAACAAAAGGCAAUAUUAGUAUCAAAUAUUUUAGAUUUCCUUGUUUUGGUAGCUCAACGUAUUGAAACACAUUGUAUAGCAUGCCUUCCGUAUGGUCUCAAAGCCCUACCACAAGAAUGUUUACCUGCGUUGGAGAGAUUUAAAGAAAUAUUACUAUGGUUUCAAUAUGACUCUCCUGGUUGGGAUGUCGCCAAAUCUUUUUCCACAAAGCUUGACGAGAAACGAUGUCUGCUAAUAAAGCCUACAGAUACCGAACCUUGUCCUUUCGAAGCACAACGCAAACGAUUAAAUAUUAGACAUAUUUUGCAAAAAGCAACACCGGUGAAACAUAAAUCCAUCACCACAUUCAACACACUACGAAGUGACAUUUUAAGUGAACUACAAAACAUUGAAAAGGUUAAUGGAGUCAAGUGGAAAAGAUUUCCAAUUUUGAAUAAAUUACUUAAAGGCCAUCGUAAAGGAGAGUUAACAAUAAUUACCGGACCCACAGGGAGUGGAAAAACAACAUUUAUGAGUGAAUAUUCAUUGGAUUUAGCAUUACAAGGUGUGUCCACAUUAUGGGGAUCGUUUGAAAUACGAAAUGCUCGCCUCGCCUCAACAUUGUUGCGACAAUUUGUGGGAUAUUCUCUGGAGAAAAAGUUGCAUGAGUUUGAACAUUGGGCUAAUGAAUUUGAAAAAUAUCCUCUGUAUUUUAUGACAUUUCAUGGACAACAGCCAUUAAAAAUUGUCGUGGAGGCUAUAGAACAUGCCCACUACAUACACGAUAUUAAUCAUGUUAUCAUUGAUAAUUUACAAUUCAUGAUGGGCAUUUCAAGUACCUAUCGGACAGACAAGUUCUGGGAACAGGAUAAUAUUAUUGCAGCAUUCCGGUCUUUAGCUACAAAACACAACCUCCAUGUUACGCUUGUUAUGCACCCUCGGAAGGAACGAGAAGAAGACGACUUGACUACAAGCUCGAUUUUUGGUUCUGCUAAAGCCAGUCAAGAGGCAGAUAACGUUCUUAUUAUUCAAGAUAAACGUUUAACUUCACUUAGGGGUAAAAAGUAUUUACAAAUUGUUAAGAAUCGUUACAGUGGUGAUCUAGGCAUUAUGCCUUUAGAGUUUAACAAGGAAGCCCUAAGUUAUGCAUAUACUGGUUCAAAGCAGAAGAAAAAGGACAAAGAAAAGGAAGUAUCAGCACAACAAAUUAAUGACCAAAUUUUACAAAAUACUUAAAUAGUAAUUUCUUCUUGGAUUGUACAAAUUUGUAUAUAUUUUCCAAAUGAUAAGUCUAGAUAGUUUUUAAAAUAUAGUUUUAUACAAGAAAAUAUGAUUUUA